Molecule: messenger RNA, 3036 nt
Organism: Doryrhamphus excisus (bluestripe pipefish)
Lineage: Eukaryota; Metazoa; Chordata; Actinopteri; Syngnathiformes; Syngnathidae
Source: RefSeq, a predicted model, not a curated record
AUUUAGUCCGAGGGCGUGCAAAUGGUGCGGAUCAAGUAAGAAUGAACAGUGGUGAAAAUCUAAAGUUCGAGGUCUCUUUUUUGUGAUUCAUAUACGACUGAUGGUGCAGAGGAAGUGUGACUACAAGUGGAUCGCCUCAUACGCAUGAAAGGAAGCCAUUUUUGUUGUUUUUUUUCUUGUUCAUGAUGGCGCUGCGAGGACAAAGACACCGAGAGUGCUGCUGGUGGGUGGCUGUGAUUGUCUUGUUUCUUGGGAGGAGGAUUUGGGCUCAGAUUCGGUACUCAGUUCCGGAAGAAGUGCAGGUGGGGACCACGGUGGGAAAUAUCGCUAAGGAUUUAGGACUGGAGAUUCGAACCUUGGCCGAGAGACGGUUUCGUAUUGUUUCGGGUCCGAAUCACGCGUUGUUUCAUCUUAACCAGAACAACGGGGCUCUGUCUGUGACGAAAACAAUAGACCGAGAAGAAAUCUGUAACGGGGCUAAAGUGUGUUUAAUCAAUUUGAAAAUAGUUGUUGAAAAUCCGCUGGAGAUCCACUACGUGGGUGUUGAGAUCACGGACGUGAACGACCACCCACCGAGCUUCCCAGAAAACGAGCAGAGGCUGGAAAUAGCAGAAAAUAUUCCACAAGGUACUCGUUUUCAGAUCCAUUCUGCUAGAGAUCCAGAUGUUGGCUCAAAUUCGGUGCGAUUUUACAAACUGAGCUCGGUGGAUCUUUUUGACAUUGAAGUGAGGGACAGUGAAGAGGACAAGAUACCUUUUUUAGUCUUGAAAAAAUCUUUAGACCGGGAGCAGAAAGCAGAACACAAUCUGGUCUUAACCGCUUUGGAUGGAGGAAGUCCUGCUAAAUCUGGGAGUCUUAAUUUAAGCAUCACUGUGUUGGACGCAAAUGAUAACAGACCUGUGUUCAGCAAAGACGUUUAUAGCGUCACACUGGAAGAAAACGCUCCAAUUGGGACACUCGUAGUGGGAUUGAAUGCCACAGAUGUAGACGAAGGGCCAAACAGUUUAAUAGAAUACUCGUUAGGGAAAACCCAAAAAAAGAAAGUACAUGAAACAUUCGAAUUAGACGGAAUUACUGGUGAAAUCAGGGUGAAAGGUGUGAUUGACUUUGAGGACACUGAGAUUUACAGAUUAGACGUACAAGCGUCAGAUAAAGGCCAGCUGCCUUGGACAUCUGAAGGUAGAGUUGUGAUAAAAGUCAAGGAUGUGAAUGACAACAAGCCGGAAAUGGAAGUGACGUCAUUACGGAAUAUUGUCCCUGAAAAUGCUAAACCCGGCACCGUCAUCUCUCUUAUUAGCAUCACGGAUCGAGACUCUGGACUGAAUGGUAAAGUAGUUUGUGAAAUCGCCGGGAAUAUUCCGUUUGAUUUAACGCCGUCCAUAGAAGAGAAUAUGUACUCGCUUGUCACUAAGGCUGCUUUGGACAGAGAGAGCGUAACUAAUUAUGACAUCACAAUCACAGCCAGUGACUGUGGUGUGCCUUCACUCUCUACGGCCAUCACAAUAAACGUCCAAGUAUCAGAUCGGAAUGAUAACCAACCAACAUUCAUGCGCAAUCCGUAUGAACUGUACUUAAUAGAAAAUAAUAUUCCAGGUGUGGAAAUAUUAUCUGUUAGUGCGGCUGACACGGAUCAGGAUGAAAAUGCAGCCGUUACUUAUCAUAUUGUGAGAGGGGAUGGACAGCCAGGUGAUAUCACAUCGUUCCUCAACGUCAAUUCAGAAACCGGACAAAUAUCAGCACUGAAAAGUUUUGACUUUGAGACGCUAAAAAGCUUCCAGUUCCAAGUGGUGGCCACAGACGCUGGAAGUCCUCCACUGAGCAGCAACGUGACAGUGAAGGUGUUCAUCCAGGAUCAGAACGACAACGCUCCGGUCAUCCUGUAUCCAGUCAGCUCCAACGGUUCCUCCGAAGGCGUGGAGGAGAUUCCCCGCAAUAUGAAAGCAGGAGACUUGGUGACUAAAGUCCGAGCCUAUGACGCUGAUAUCGGAUAUAACGGCUGGUUACUGUUUUCACUGCAGCAAGUCACUGACCACAGUGUCUUUACUUUGGACCGCUAUACGGGCCAGAUCAGAACACUUCGCUCAUUGACAGAGACAGACGAGGCUGAGCAUCAACUGCUCAUACUGGUCAAAGACAAUGGCAACGUUUCACUCUCAGCAACAGCUACUGUGACUGUCAAACUUGUGGAGCCCAAAGAGGCUUUUGCAGCUUCUGAUGUCAAACGUGCAGCAGCAAAAGUGGACAAGGAGGAGGACGACAAUGUGACUUUUUAUCUCAUCAUCACUUUGGGCUCGGUCUCCCUCCUUUUUGUCAUCAGCAUCAUCGUGCUGAUCGCCAUGCAGUGCUCCAAAUCCACAGAGUACACUUCCAAAUAUCUCCAAGACACUAAUUAUGAUGGGACACUGUGUCACAGCAUCCAGUACAGAUCAGGAGACAAACGCUACAUGUUAGUUGGACCCAGAAUGAGUAUCGGUUCUACUGUGGUCCCGGGCAGCCACGCCAACACUCUGGUGCUCCCUGACAGGAGACUCGCUUCUUCUGGGGAGGUAAGACAUCCAUUGUUAUAUAGUUUUGUUCACUCAUAUGAUUUCAAUAUUUGUAGUUUUAUGUCUUUUAAACGGUUUUGUGUGUCUCUUGUGUCUGCGUUAAAAUGUUUUGUUUUCAACAACUUAGUAGAAAAUGCUGACUAUAGUCACUGUCUUGUAUAAAUGCGCUUCUGUUCUUGGUUUUUAAUGGUUAUUUUGAGAACAUUUCAAGUUCAAACCUUCCUUGAGAAACACUUUCCUGCCAGUUUAUUGUUGCACUACCAAGUGGGGGUUGAACAUUGACCAAUAGUGGUUAGCAUGGCCACACUGUCAGGAGAUCCAAGAGGUCCGUAUCUCUGUGGAGUUUGUAUUUUCUUUCCGUGUGGGGGAUUUGUUGGGGAUUCUAAAUGGUUGUUUGUCCCUUUAACUGGCUGACGGCCAGUCAAUGUACUAUAGCUACUACACAUGUCGUUGUCCAUGGUACUGAAUGAUUUUGCACAACAAUAUAAUG